AUGAACCUUACGAACCUCGGUCCUCUGUCAUCAACAGCACAGGUCAUACUGACAGAGACUGACAUCAAGGCACCUCUUCCAACUCAGUGCCCCCCAUCUCAGUUUUAAAACGUCUGUGUAGAUGGGGUGAAAGUGUGUGACUUUUCUUUAGAUUGCCCAAAUGGAGAGGACAAGUCCAAAUGUUCGGCACAGUGUGAUUUUGAGUCUGAUUCAUGUGGCUGGUAUGAGCUUGUCCAGGGUGAUGGAUUUGAAUGGGUGAGAGGCUCAACUAAUGGAGUCGCCAUUGAUUAUCUAGACCAAACACUACCCCAAGACCACUCUACUAAUACAAGUGCAGGCCACUUCAUGUUUAUUUUCAAGAGGAGCAGCAGGUUUUCCCAGCAGGCUUUACUGCGCAGUCCUACAUUCCAGCAAACAAGUUCAGACUUUGACCUUGCUUAGUGGCACUAUAAUUCUGGCCAUUCUGUUGGUGCUGCUGAAAUGGACCUGGUGAUAGAGGACUCAGACAGCAUCACUAUACUUUGGCAAACACUUUCCAACCAAGGUAACCAGUGGCACCCUGUAACCAUCCAGACUGGAAGACAGACCAGGCCUUUCCACAUCUCAGUUGCAAAACUGAGCCUGGCUGUGUAUGAAGGAGUCUCCGCUUUAGAUGAUUUUAUGUUCCAUAACUGCUCAUUGCCCGAGGCUGUGGAGAUGUGCCCAACUCCUAAUCACCUUCACUGUAGCCAGAGCAAAGCAUGUGUGGACUAUUUUCAGAUCUGUGACCUGAUCGAUGACUGUGGAGCUGGAACAGAUGAGGAAAACUGCUCACCAGAACUAAUGUGUGACUUUGAGAAAGAUCUGUGUAGCUGGACUCAGGAACAUGAGGAAGACAUGUUUGAUUGGACCCGUAUCCAAGGACCCACUCCCACUUUCAACACGGAUGGCACAUGGAAGGACCACACACAAGCCAGUGUGGAUGGCCACUUCCUCUUUAUCGAAUCUUCAGAGCCACAGAAGUUCAAAGACACCGCCAUUCUUAUCAGUCAGCCUUUUCUCCAAACUUUUCGUCUAGGUCCUGAAUCCAAACCUAUUGUAGUGGAGGGGACUGUUGGUGAUGACUUCAGAAGAGAUAUUGCCAUAGACGAUCUGUCUUUCCUUGGCUGUCAGCCAUAUGAUGGUGAAUUGCCCUCAAAGGAGCCCAGCAUCUUUGCCCCCGUCCCCACCUUGUCUGCAGCACCCCCUCACAGCUGCCCUUCUGACCAGUUUGUGUUCAACCUCAUUCAAGUGUGUAACAUCACACCAGACUGCUCCGAUAGCUCAGAUGAAGAGCACUGUGUGAAGGAGUAUUGUGAUCUUGAAGGUGAUGCUCUCUGUGGAUGGUAUUUACGUGUCCCAGCCACUCCUGUUCCUCCUCAUGCCUUUCGCUGGCAGACAGGACAAGGAGAGAGUAUCCACCAAGGAGAAGAGAACCACAGACCUGCUAAUGACCACACACUUGGUUCAUCAGAGGGUCGGUAUAUAUUUGCGGAGAGCUCCAAUGGAGGAUAUGGUCACACCACUGAUCUCUUGACUGCUCCCAUUAAAAUAACAGGACCCCAAUGCACUCUUGUGUUCUGGUAUCACAUGAGUGGCUUUACUGUUGGAACGUUACAGGUCUUUAUCAAAUCAGGUGCUGCCACUCAUGAAGUUUGGUCCCAAAAUGGUAACCAAGGUAACCGCUGGGGGCGGGGUGAGGUCUUCAUAGGAAUCUGUCAUAAAAUCCAGGUGGGUCUUCCCGCCAAGUGAGUCAUCAGCUACAUGGGUGAUAUUGUUGUUGAUGAUGUGGCAUUUGUGGACUGUGUUCUUCCAAUAACGUCAGAUCUUCCUUGUGCUAACAAUGAGUUCAUCUGUGCCAACGGUCACUGUAUCUCUGAGGACAACUUGUGUGACUUUAUUGAUCACUGUGGAGACGGCUCAGAUGAGAAUCAUUACAUAUGCAAGGGAUUUAGUGGUCGCUGCAAUUUCGAAUUUGACCUUUGUUCCUGGAGACAGAGUCAAGAUGAUGACUUUGAUUGGUUGAUAAAACCAGGAAAUAUGCAUACACAUGGGACUGGGCCAUCCACUGGUCAUACCCUGCGUAAACCAUCAGGCCAUUACUUAUAUCUAGAUGGGUCCUUCCCACAGACAACUGGACCCUGCCGAAUUCUAGGACCUCUUUUCCACCACUGCAGCAAAGAUGGCAAAGUAAGAUCCUGUCCUCCAGGUUCUCUACAGUGUACCAAUGGCAAUAGCUACAAACGAGAGCAGAAAUGUGACUUCACUGAUGACUGUGGAGAUGGAACUGAUGAAUUAGAUUGUGGGACGUCCUGCUCAUUUGAACAUGGCCACUGUGGCCACUUUGUAUAUCUGGCAGCCACUCCUGUGGGAUUGAAGGCUGAUGAAGCUCACAUGAGAAGUUCUGUGUGGAAGGAGUCUAGUGCCAUAUGUAAACUCACCUUCUGGUACUAUAUUUCUGAGAAAGCCACAGGAAUCAUCCGGCUCUUCGUUAAGAUCGGUGAGACUGAAAGGGUUUCUUGUAUUUCAGGAGCUGUGUAUCCUGGGUCAUGCCCUGCUGUUACAGAUUUUGUGUGUAACAAUGGAGACUGUAUAGAGAGUCAUCCGGAGUGUGAUGGUAAAGCUGACUGCUCUGAGUCUGAUGAGAUAGACUGCAUGAAUGUUCCAGGAGCUUGCCAUUUUGAUUUGCCCAGCGACCAUUGGCAGGAGAGCUGUCAGCUGUCUCAGGAUCCUCUCGAUGACUUUGACUGGGAGAUAGGCUAUGGCAGAAUGUUUAAUGGGACAGGACCAUCAGCUGACCACAGCGCCAGUGGAGGAGGGGACUACCUGUAUGUGAGCUCUGGUGCUCAGAGAGAAGGAGAUAUCGCCAGAUUAAUAAACCAGCUGGAGUUUCCUGCGAGUGUCGGUGUAUCUCAUCUGCACUUUUGGUUCCACAUGUACGGCUCACGUCACAUGGGUACACUGAAGGGGACUAUCCCUGCAGUUUUCAGAUUAAAGGAUCUGUGGCCCAGGAGUACUGUACGGGUGAAGUGCCUCGGUCAAGGACACGUCAUUAAUGGAGUGGAGACUAUCAAGUGUCCCAUUGGGUACUGUCUCAAUGGAGGGAGGUGUGCAGUAAAGGAAAACGGACAAGUGUGUAUUUGUCCAUCACAGUGGACUGGUAAUCGUUGCCAUAUCAAAGAAGAAACUUUUUUCAGAACUGCUUCCACAACACCUGUGAUACCAGAUAGGUAUCUAGCUGUCAGUGUUGGAUUAAGUGUAGUGUUGAUCCUGGUGGUCAUUGCAACUGGAGUCAUUUUGUUCUCGUUAUUUCAAAGGAGACAUUCACUAAAAGACUCUAGUCUUAUUGAUAAUGAAGAGUUAGAUUGCUCAACCUUUGACUUACAGAUAAAGCUGCGUUCUCUUGACGUUAGACCCAGGUGGCCAGUACAUCCUCGACUAAACAUCAGCGUUUACCCCUGGAGAGAGGAACCAAAGGUCUCCAGCUCAAAGGAAAACAAGCUUUCUUUCUCCAACCCACUCUACAAGUGCUCAAACAGUUCUGAAGCUUGAAGGAAACGCACACGCAAACACUGCCUGUCACGUUCCUAUAGAUUUACAGUGCUUUCCACUUCAUUCAAGUCUCCCUGAUAACAUGGCUGUAUUUGCUUAAGGUUUAGAGGGCUUUUUUAAACACAAACUCUUGGGAAGAACAACUGUGACCACAAACAAUUUCCAAUUAAGCAAAAUGAGGCAGUUAAACUAUACCUGUCGUGGAAAGAAAGUUUCUUGUAAUAAUCUAUGACAUGUAACACACUCCAUUUGUUGCGAAAUCUCUCUGAGGCACUGCAAUUAAACUUCCAUCAUAUUACAAGAGCUAACAUUUUAUGUCAGUGCCUGCUUUAACAUGAGGGGCUAUGCUGAAAGAUGCUUGUAUGUUCAACAGCUCAGUUAAAAGUAUCUGAUAUAACCCUGCGAAUGGUCAUGUUCAGUUUUAAGACUUUUUAACGUUCCUUCCUAUUAUUUAACAUUUGGCAUUUCUUGAACAUGGUCUUGUUUAAUUGUUUCAUUGAAGAUGUCAAACAGUGUCUUUCAGAAAAUAAAGGUAAAUAAUUUAAGAAAAUCAUAGCUUUAUUAAAUAAAAAAUUUAAGAUGAUCACGAUUUAAUCUGGGAAGGUUUAUCAAAUCUAGAAUGGACUUGUUUCAGAGAUUGUUUUGUUUUAGCCUGUUCUCCUUCCAGUUCUCUGUGGUUUUGAGAACAUUGUAUUUUCAUUACUUUAAAUGUGUGUUCAAUCACCACUUGGUCUCCUUUAGGAUUCAAGCAGACCACAUUUUGACAGAUGAUAAAAUUGAAAACCAUAGUGUUACCAAAACAUGAACAAAGACAAGUGAAGUAGUUAACUGUGCAGUGGCAGUGUUUAAGUGAAAAUGAAAAAUGUUCUUGUUUCCAGAACACUGCACAAAAGCUGUAAAUAUACAAUAAUGAACUCUGGUGAAAUAUGGAAUGUCUCAGUAUUACAAAUCGUCAGG
Carassius gibelio (silver crucian carp) is the source of this 4527-nucleotide messenger RNA. Its product is annotated as MAM and LDL-receptor class A domain-containing protein 1-like. NCBI's taxonomy places the organism in Eukaryota, Metazoa, Chordata, Actinopteri, Cypriniformes, Cyprinidae. Gene Ontology annotation, molecular function: protein binding. Gene Ontology annotation, biological process: nervous system development. The record is from RefSeq and is a predicted model, not a curated record. Gene Ontology annotation, cellular component: membrane.